This is a messenger RNA of Acanthochromis polyacanthus (spiny chromis), 6840 nucleotides long. RefSeq names its product mitogen-activated protein kinase 8 interacting protein 2 (gene mapk8ip2). Gene Ontology annotation, molecular function: protein binding. The record is from RefSeq and is a predicted model, not a curated record. The transcript has 14 exons. Lineage: Eukaryota; Metazoa; Chordata; Actinopteri; Pomacentridae. Gene Ontology annotation, biological process: regulation of JNK cascade. Gene Ontology annotation, cellular component: cytoplasm. The coding region runs from base 455 to 4324 and encodes 1289 amino acids.
UCCUCCUCCUCCUCUGUCUCUGCCUGUCUCCGCACUGCUGGCCCCCUAUCUGUUGUGUGCCACAGGCAGCAUCACAGCAGCAGACAUUUGGCGAGCGAGACGCGGACUGCGGUCACCAAACUGCGCGCUUAAUGCUUCGCGUGGACAUAUCGAGGGGACGCAGGGAUUUCUGUGGAUCCUGUCUCUGAAGAUCCUUUUCUUACCCCGACGAACCCCAGCACACACUCACACACGCACAAGCCUGUCCUGCUCGUGUGGAUGGUUGACUGCAGAUUUGAUGGUGCUGAGCAGGCUCGUCUGAUUGAAGGCUUGCGGCCAGGGAGGGCAUCUGUAAGGGGCCGCGGAGAGAGAAACCUCUGUCCACCGCUGCACCCGCGCUCUGCCCCGUGACUGUGAAUGGACUGCGCUCCCUCCGUGAUUUUCUGCAGUCGCUCUGAGUCAUUUGUGGAAGAAGAUGGCGGACAGGGCUGAGAUGUUUUCCCUAUCCACUUUCCAUUCCCUCUCUCCUCCUGGCUGCAGACCAGCCCAUGACAUCAGCUUGGAGGAGUUUGAUGAUGAAGACCUCUCUGAAAUCACAGAUGACUGUGGGAUUGGACUCAACUACGACUCUGAUCCAUAUGAGAAGGACUCCCUCAUCCUGGAGAAGAAUGACAUGCACCACCCGGUCUGCUCCUUCCAGGACGACUUCCAGGAGUUUGAGAUGAUCGACGAUGAAGAUGAAGAUGAGGAUGAAGAAGAGGAAGAGGAUGAAGAGGUCGAUCCUGAUGCGCCACCGUCUCCCUCGGCCUCCCCUCCUCCCUCUCCGACUCUCGGCACGCUGAAGAGCCGACCCACCACACUGAACCUCACCACUGCUGUGUCGCAGGAUUCGCUGAACAACAACAGCAGUCUGUCCCCAAAGAAAGGAAGCUGGCAGGACUCUUUACGCAACCCAGCUUCACAGGGUCGUCUGUCUCCAACCCACUCGUGUCUGGAGGAUGGUAGCCAUGUGACGGGCCAAUGCCCAGCAUCUCCAGUCUCCCAGGCUCCGGUGUCUCAGAGCAAAGGUACUCCCCUAAAACAGGCAGGGGAGGGCGGGAACCCCCAGUCUCCUCAUAGGCCCCUCCUCUGCGACAUGGAGGGCAACAGGCGGGAGAGGCCCGAAUACGGCUCAUUUGGUCAACACAAGUCCCACCCAUGCACUGGUGAUGUGACUGAGUUAAAGGCAGACCCUUCAAUCCAGCCAACCAGAGUGCCCUCCGUAGACGAGCACUCCCAGUGUUCGGACACGGAGGUGGACCACGACCUCAACAGCGACCACAACCACAAACACUCGAACCGUCGCGCCACAGACACCUACACAAUCACCAGCGAGUCAGGCAUGGAGCCGGAGAACGACCUCGACCCCGAUGGGACCAGUCGCUGCCUGUCAUCUACUGCACCCAUGGGAGGUAAUGAUGGCGCCGACACGCCCUUGUCUGAUGAGGAGCUGGACAAGGACUUUGAAGUGGAGUUCAUGUGUAAGGAGACCUAUGAUGUGGUGUGUAAGGAGAAUCAGUUGUCAUAUGUGGAAUUCCCCUCAAUUGAACCCUGUGAGCCUGCAUCCUUCUCCAGCUAUCUGUCGUCUAGCCGCUCAGAAGCUCUCGACCGGUCCAACAGUUCAGACAGUCAAGCAGCUUCAGCAAUGGAGGCAGCGGCUAAUGACUCCACCUCUCCGUCGUCAGACCCAGGGAUCGCAGACAUGAACCAGCGGGGUUAUGUGACUUCAGACCAGGACAAGGACCUCAGCUCUCCAGGCUCUGACUCUGACAUUGAAGGUGAGCUGGAGGCAGCGUUUGCUUGUGGAGGUCCCGUGGCCUGCAACAUGAUUUCAUCUAUUUCAGAGACAGAGCUGGACCUGACUAGUGAUGAGAGUAGCAGCGGGCGCUCAUCUCACCUCACCAACUCCAUUGAGGAGGCCAGUUCACCUACAUCAGACCAGGAGCUGGACCCGGACACAGAGUUAGAGCAGGACAGUGGAAUCGUUGGACUGAAAGCAUCUCUGCUUCUGGGUCAGCCUGAUCCAAUUAAAGAAGGCUCUCCGCUACCCUCUCCUUCCCCUUUACCCUCACCCACUAUCGCUACACCCUCCCCUAUUGACUCACCCAUCUUACCUCCUGAGUCCUACGAUGAUGGCCAAGCUCUGAUGGGGCUGCAGAAUGUGGAUGAUGAGCUCUCCUGCGAGCACCAAGCUGAUCCAGAUGAGACUCUGCCUCCGGCUCAGUGCUGUGAGGACAGUCUUUCUAGACAGAUGGUUCUUCAGAUCGAACCAGACCACAGCCUGGAGAGCUUCAAACGCUCUUUUUACCUGCCAGUGGGACCCAGGCUAAUGCCAAGUGCAGAUGAAUAUGACGGAACAAGUGAGGGAGACUCUGAAUCAGAAAGUGAAGAUGAUCUGAGUGAAAACUCAGACUCACCCUGGCUGCUUAGCAACUUAGUGAACAGAAUGAUCUCAGAGGGCUCGUACCCAAUCAGCUGUCCGGAGGACUGUUUCAAGAGAAAGGUGUCUGUGUCUGAUACCAUCUCACCAUCGUCAGACAUUGGAGAUGGAGAUGGUUUCAAUGAUGAGGACCAAGAGAAGAAAGCAGGGAUGGAGGAAUCAGAAGAAGGGGAGAAGGAAGGUGAAGAGUAUAGGAUGGAGACAGAAAUGAGGAGUAGAAAUGUGGAGUCUUCAAAAGAAGGAGCAGUGAUAAAUCCACGUCUUUAUAUGAGUAACCCAACUGGUGACACCAUAACCCCGCUGAUUUUAGAGCGCUGUGCAAACAACGAGAGGGGAACCACAGAUUUCAACUCCUGGAACACUGCUAAAGACUGUGACAAGAACUUCACAGAGAAACCAUCGAAGAACGCAAGAAGACAGGUGGAAGAUGAAGAGCCCAAUAAUGAUUUGAUGAUGCUGGAGGGAAGGAAGGAUCUGGACUCACCCAGCCUUACAGAGAGCAUUGUCAGUGACAAGGAUGAAGGACGAGAAACUGAACCCAGACCAACGAGUCGUUCCUCAGCGUCUCUUGAGCGCAUCACCGAGGUUAAACACAGCCUGACACUUGAUAUACCCACCGCUCAGACCAACCGCUGCUUCAGCCUCACCUAUUCCACAGACAACGAUGAAGAGGAGGAUGACGGGGACUCUUACCCAUUCAUGGGUGGCCUGAGAAAGCAGUCCUUUAGGGGUAGUGACUUAGAACUUGACAGUUCACCCCCCAUUGAUUCCAGUGUGCAAGACCAUCCUUUUACUGAGCAAGACCUCCCACUGUGUGAGAAAGACCUGGUUCUGAGGCAGCCAAAUGAAGAUGAUGGACUGGCCUACGACUCCAUGAAGUACACGCUAGUGGUGGAUGAGAAUACAACACUGGAACUAGUCAGCCUCAGAAGAUGCACCUCGGUUCUGAGUGAUGACAGUGAGCUUUCCACUCUAUGUGAUGAGGAGCCUCUGGGAACAGGGGAGGUUGGAUACGGUCGUGAUGAUGAAGACGUGAGGCCAGAACUUCUCAGCUCUUCUGAAGACUCCUCUCCUGAGGCCGACCUCCCAUUCUCCAAGAAGUUUCUCAACGUGUUCGUCAACAGCACCUCCCGCUCCUCCAGCACAGAAUCCUUUGGACUUUUCUCCUGUACUAUAAAUGGAGAGGAGAGGGAUCAGACACACCGGGCAGUCUACAGGUUUAUUCCCAGACAUGCGGAUGAGCUGGAGCUGGAUGUGGACGAUCCUUUAUAUGUAGAGGAAGAGGAGGAUGACUACUGGUACAGAGGCUACAACAUGCGGACUGGAGAGAGGGGGAUCUUCCCUGCUUUCUACGCUCAUGAGGUCAUAGGCCAGUCCAAGGAGCUGCUGGGAAUGAAAAGGAAUCCGGCGUGGAUGGAGACUUUCAGCGUUCAGUUUUUAGGAUCUGUGGAGGUACCUUAUCACCAAGGCAACGGCAUCCUCUGUGCGGCCAUGCAGAAGAUUGCAGUAUCGAGGAAACGGACGGUACAUGUGCGGCCUCCCUCUCUCUGUGAGCUGGAGAUUAGCUUGCAAGGAGUCAAACUGAUCAUGAGCCUGGAGGACGAAUACGACACCCUUGAUGAGUACGACAGAUGUAGUCACUUCUUCCAGAUGAAGAACAUCUCGUUCUGCGGUUGCCAUCCGAGGAACAACUGCUACUUUGGCUUCAUCACUAAGCAUCCGAUGCUGAACAGAUUUGCUUGCCAUGUGUUCGUAUCCCAGGAGUCCAUGCGACCUGUAGCAGAGUGUGUUGGACGAGCCUUCCAGGAGUACUACCAGGAACAUCUGGAGUACGCCUGCCCCACCGAGGAUAUCUACCUGGAGUAAGAAGAGUUGCCAUAACAACCUUCUUCCUCUACAGCUUGUGUAUGUUCAUCAAGAUUGCCACCAGAGGGUGCUGUCAGUGGGGUUUUUUUUCCGCUCCAUUGUAAAAUACUCUUCUGUGUCCUCUAAAACUGGGAGUCCUCAUUUCUACAGUAUGCUAGGCAUCUGACUGAUUUCAUUCAUCCCUCUCUCUUUUGUUUAUUUCCAUGAUGUCGACGAAUUGAUUGCCUGUUUCUUUUAUCUUUUUCUAUGAUAUAAAAACUAAGACGCUGAGCACCUGUUUAUUUAAAGGUUCCUCUUUUGAAAUGAAAACGAUGUACCUACUACUGCUGUAUCACUUUUCAAUGCAUGGCUAGUAGGGUUACUGCACACAGACACACACGAGAAACACACAUAUCCAAGCGAAUGGCAAGCAGCUCAACAAUCAGCAAAGGGACCGAUGGUGUAGAAUCAACAGGUUGGCGUUUGAAUUAACUGUAAAUAUGUUUUUGUUCAAUUCUGACAAACAGCUAAUUUGAUUUCUACUGAUAGUGACAUUGGAGCAAAGUAGGGAAGAGUACAGUGAGCGGUCCUUGGUUCAAGCUUACCCCUGUGUCGCGUGCAAAACAUUGUGUGUGUUGUAAAUACAUGUAUAGAAAGUAGACAUACAGGCGCCUCAUCCAGACUAAUUAAGAAACGCUCACAGCUGACGGUGGGGAUUUUGUUCUUACUUUUGACGUGGGUAGUAAUGACUCACACUGACGGGAGUAACUGCAGGUGUCAGAGAGUUUCGGAGAGUUGACUUGGAAUGAACUUUGAAUGUCUUUAGCUCUGCAGAUAUUUUAUUCAGCUUGGAUUAGGUGCAGUAACUGUCAGCAAACUUUUGGAUGAUAUGACAGAACCAUUUCACUUUUGUCCAGUCCUCAAAGCUGCACUGCUUGUUGGCCUUUACCGUGGAGAGCUUUCAUAGCAAAUCACUCAAACGUUAAACCUGCGAAUCGUAGACCACCGUAAGCUUUGCUCUGACGGAUGUAACUUUUAGGUCGAAGAAAGCUGAGGUUCUCUGACAAGCCAUAUUCCCACAUCUCUGACUGUUUAACUCUGGUUUUCAGUGACGUACUAGUCUCCGUUUUCUUUUGACUUGGCGGUUUCAACGAGGGAAAAGGAACGACUAGAUCGACCAAUAGCUGCACAUCAGUGUGCCUACUGUACAGCGAGUGUCCUGCUAAUCCUUGGUCCUGGUAUCACAGUGGAAUCAAACCUUUAAUCAAGCAUUAAAAGGGAGGUUUUAUAGUUAUGUAAAUGAUUAGAUUUUCAUUUUUCUGUACGGUGGAUUAAAGGGACGGCGAAACGAUCCCACAUUUAUUUAUUGCUUUUAGUCUGAUCAAAAGGUUAAAGCAUCAUUCACGUGUUACACAUGAACCUGCUGUGGGGUUGUAAUAUCAUACCACAGCUUACAGUCUAGCACCUUAUUACAGAGAAGGGGGUAUAUUUAAAAAUGUGGCAAUCACUACUGUCUUCUGUUAUCUCAAAUUUCAGGCUUUGAGGUUUACCACCCCCAGCCAUCCCCGUCGUCCUUUCAGACACUGUUGAGCAUCUUGUUCUGCUGCUUUCAGUCACAGUUCCACAACGCAUCCGAUCUGCAGGAUCUCAGUGUUAAAAGUUCACUGAAUGUUGAUAUGGCAGGAGGGAGGUUCUUAUCUACAUAUGUAUCGCUGUCAGUUAGGUCAUGUAUAUACAAUAGCAAAUCUAAGAUAGUGCUGUGUCCUUUAUGUUGAGUAUGUUAUUGAAAUGAGUAUGUACAUUAAUUAAAAAGAAAUUUAAAAAAAGAUCACAUCGAGACGAAAAACCCCUAAAAGAAAAAAAAACACAUAAAUAUCUGUGAUCUGCAAUAAUUUUAUUUCAGUGUCUUAUGUUUCGACACGAGGUGUUCUCUCAGUCUCUGUCACACGGGUGGCGUUUGGGUUCCUGCCAACUCCAUAACUCUCCACAGACAGGCUUCAGCAGCACAUUUAGGGCACAUUUGUGAGACGUGACAUCACUAGUGUGUGACACACCCACCAGAUUACUGACCAAUCUGCUGUUAGAGCUGAAUAGUGACUGAGUCAGCUGCCACUGGAAAACUAUUAUUGUGUCUUGCCGAUUAUAGUAAUCGCCUUUGAGCUCCAACAGUGUGACCCAUCUCUGAUCUGUAUCUAUUUGCUUCUGAUUAUGUUUUUCUAUCUUGUUACAGCCUAGUUGAAAUCCUUUCUUUUCACACAGCUACACAAAAACAACCUCUGAGGAUGAUCUAGUCCCAUAUAGCCGCUGAGAAAUACAUUAACAGUUAAACCAACUUCUGACUUUAUUACUUUAACAAGAUUCUUCACUGUAUACCUAGAGCAAAACAGUAUGUGACAGAACAAACAUAUCCUAUCUUGUAUCUUUAAAAACAAGGACUUGUAAAAUUCAAGGGAAAACAAAGAAAAAAAAAGACAAAAAAAUCACUCUGCCUUGUCAUGGGUUUGGUCUUAUGAAUAAAAUAUAUGCUUGAUGUCCGA